AUUCUUUGAUUCAAUAACCUAUUUUUAAUUUGCAUUAUUACGUGUAAUAUGGAGAGUCCAUGUAACUAUUUUAGAUAUACAUUUAUCUAGAAUUUAAAUAGUUUGUAACUGAAGCUUUCUUUAUAUUAAAGGAGAAACAAAAAAAAUAUCUUACAAAAGAAUGUCGUUUUCGUAAUUAUCAGACUUUCCAAAUAAAAUUAUUUUACUUUUUUUUCUGAAAAAAGAAAAGAAGUAAGAAAGGCUUCUUCAUCAAACAUAACGUAUUGCUUCAUCUUCUUCCUCUUCUCUAACAUUCCCCGGUAUGGGUCUCACCACUUCUUAACUUCUCUCUCUCUUUUAUAUCUUCUUGAUAAGUAUGAAGAACCCAUCUCAAUUCAGAUCCAAUCAUACCCUUCUCUUCUUUCUCUAAUCACCAAUCAAACAAAACACACAACCAACAACAACAAUUCAGCUUCUGUAAUUACAAUCUGGGGACAAGAAAGCAUGGCGAUGUUAGUUGAGCCACCAAAUGGGAUCAAACAGCAAGGGAAACAUUACUACUCCAUGUGGCAAACACUGUUCGAAAUCGACACUAAGUAUGUUCCCAUCAAACCCAUCGGAAGAGGAGCUUACGGUGUGGUUUGUUCUUCCAUCAACCGCGAGACCAACGAGAAGGUCGCCAUCAAAAAGAUUCACAAUGUGUUCGAGAAUCGCGUUGACGCCUUGAGGACGCUGAGAGAGCUCAAGCUUCUUAGGCACGUGAGGCAUGAUAACGUGAUCGCGCUUAAAGACGUUAUGCUCCCUACGAAUAAAUCGAGUUUCAAAGAUGUUUACUUGGUUUAUGAGCUGAUGGAUACUGAUCUUCAUCAGAUCAUUAAAUCCUCUCAGUCUCUUUCUGAUGAUCACUGCAAAUACUUCUUGUUCCAGUUGCUAAGAGGACUGAAGUAUCUUCACUCUGCAAACAUCCUUCACCGAGAUUUGAAGCCAGGGAACCUCUUAGUCAACGCUAACUGCGAUCUAAAGAUAUGCGACUUCGGGUUAGCUAGAACGAGCCAGGGAAAUGAACAGUUCAUGACCGAGUAUGUGGUCACGCGUUGGUACAGAGCACCUGAGCUUCUUCUCUGCUGUGACAACUACGGAACCUCCAUUGAUGUCUGGUCGGUUGGGUGCAUAUUCGCGGAGAUUCUUGGUCGAAAACCGAUAUUCCCGGGGACGGAAUGUCUCAACCAGCUUAAGCUCAUCAUCAACGUCGUUGGUAGCCAUCCUAACCCUCCAUCGCUUGAGAUGUUUCCUUCAUCCAAUUCUUUCUCACCGUCGUCUAUGUUCUCAGUGUGUGCAUCUCUAAGUGGCUUCUCGAUGCUCUUUAGAUCGAUGCUCAACGAUUUCGUACCGGACCAGCUCCGUUCCUACAUCUACGAGAACGUACUGGGCAGACUAUUCACUCCGAGUUCGAAGAAUCUCACGUUGAUUAUCGACGAGAACUCCAAGUAUAAGAGAAACCUAGUCUACGAAGCGGCGGAGAUGUACCUCCGCACCAAGAUCGGCCCCGAGACUGAGCGUUUACGCGUUGCAAAAACUCCGAAGCAGAAGCACUUGAAUGUCACGAUAGCCAAAGGAGAAGCGAUCCGCGAUACGUUCGAGGACUUCCAGGUGAGGUGGUUAUAUGUUCAGACGGAGAAGGAGAACAGUGAGAAAGUAAAACGGUACUACGAGCUCACAUUCGAGAAGAAGCUGAGAGAGAGAGUCUUGGACUCUUACUUGAACCACGUUAUCGCGGAGUCGGAAAAGAUCAAGAGGGACCUGAGAGUGGUGAAUCUCUAUAGCCGAGAUGUGCCUGGGAGCAGGGACGACGAUGGUUCUUCUUGCGGGAGCUGGGGAUGUAUAAGUCUAGAGCAUCCUUCGACGUUCGACACAUUGGCGAUGGAUCCAAGUGCAAAGAAGAAGAUAAUCGAUGACUUGGAGAGGUUUCUGAAGAGGAAAGAGUUUUACAAGAGAGUUGGUAAAGCAUGGAAACGUGGUUACUUGUUGUAUGGCCCACCAGGAACUGGUAAAUCUAGCUUGAUAGCCGCCAUGGCUAAUUACCUAAAGUUCGAUGUGUUUGAUCUUGAUCUUAGUAAUAUUUAUGACAAUGGUGAACUGAAGAGGAUUUUGUUAUCCACCACGAAUCGUUCUAUUUUGGUGAUUGAGGAUAUUGAUUGCAAUGCUGAGGUGAGAGAUAGGGAAGACGAGAAUCAAGAAAUUGGAAAAGCUAGAGGAAAGAGGAAACGCAGGGACGAUGAGUAUGACGAUAGUGAGGAUCAAGACACACAGUUGACUCUCUCAGGGAUUCUGAACUUCAUUGAUGGGUUAUGGUCAAGUUUUGGAGAUGAAAGAAUCAUCGUGUUCACGACAAACCACAAAGACCGGCUUGAUCCUGCGUUGCUACGUCCUGGAAGAAUGGAUAUGCAUAUCAAUAUGUCGUAUUGUACAGGCUUAGCAUUUAGGACAUUGGUUUCUAAUUACCUUGGUUUAGAUGGCUUAAACCAUCCUCUAUGUGAAAAAAUCGAGAAGCUGAUAGAUUCUACGGAGGUUACUCCAGCUGAGUUAGCUGAAGAGUUGAUGCAGGACGAUGAUACUGAUGUUGUUCUCCGAGGAGUAAUUAGCUUUGUUGAAAAGAGGAAAGACGAGAAAAGCAAGGUCAAGGCCCAGGAGGAUGUUUCUGCUUGUAACGAAGUUGUAACUAAGAUAGAUGAUAGUGACGGGAAACAGAAUAGUACGAAGAAUCAGAAGCAGGCUGGUAAAAGGGGCAGGAAAAGGCAAAAACUUAUGUAGAAUAUAAUGUCUAAUGAGUGAACCAAACCCUUUAGUUUUGGUUUUAAGUAUCCGGCUUGAAACUUACUAAAACUAUUUUCUGUUUAGUUUGUGUCGAUUUAAAUUUGUGAUUUGAGUUUUGGUUUAAAGUGAGACUUAUUUUACUCAACAGAAAAUUAAGUUCUGAUACAAUUGUUAUA
Messenger RNA from Brassica rapa (field mustard), 2969 nucleotides. RefSeq names its product AAA-ATPase At2g18193. Gene Ontology annotation, biological process: protein phosphorylation. The record is from RefSeq and is a predicted model, not a curated record. NCBI's taxonomy places the organism in Eukaryota, Viridiplantae, Streptophyta, Magnoliopsida, Brassicales, Brassicaceae. Gene Ontology annotation, molecular function: ATP hydrolysis activity; ATP binding; MAP kinase activity.